UGGUACCUUUUAUUGUGGAUCACCCCUGGACCAAAGACCUAGUACCUUUUGUUGUUGUAAGUUCCUAAUUAGUUUGUUUUUGUAUUUGCAUCAGAGCUAUUCGGAUGUUGAGCGGGGGUCCCUGGAAGGUGAGAACCACUGUUAUGACCAUGAUGAAGCUGUCCAUUUCCUAUGGACAACAAUAUAGGUGGCCUGGCCAUUUGGACAGGCCCGUGUUUAUGUAUUAUCUUGAAAUUGAUGAAGCAGAUCCGGAUGUGCGUCGGAGCUAUCCGGAUGUUGAGCGGGGGUCCCUGGAAGCUUAUUGAGGACAUGCAGAAAGCAAAGGAAGAGAUGGAAAAAUUGAAAGGGGAGGCACAAGCCAACAAGGAUCACAUGCUACAGUAUAAAGAAAUAGCACAAGUGAAUGAAGUUGCAUUGAAGCAAAUUGAAUCUGCUCAUGAAAAAUUCAAGGUUGAGGCUGACAAGCUAAAGAAAUCACUGGAGGAUGAAAUUCAUUUUCUCAACGGAAGGGUUUCAGAACUUGAAAGUGAUCUUGUGUCAAAGUCCACAGAAGUUACAUCUACAGUUUCAGGGAAAGAAGAAGCUUUGUCUUCUGCAUUUACUGAAAUUGACUGUCUGAAGGAAGAAAAUUUUGUAGAAAUGUCUCAGAUAGUGGAAUUGGAAAUUCAGAUAUCUUCUUUGAAGGAAGAUCUUGAAAAGGAGCAUCAACACUGGCAUACUAGCCAGAGCAAUUAUGAAAGACAGGUUUACUCUUAAUUUCUUGUCAUAAUUCUUAUUUCCCAUCUCAUUCAUGUGCAGUGGGAUAUGGAAGAACUUUGUAGGAAGUAUUUGGAGAUGGAGUUGAAGCUAAAGUUCGAACAAGUUCCUUUUUUGUAAUUCUUAUGAUAGGUUGAGCAAAGUGAAGUAUUGUUUAUUUAGAAAUGUGAAUGUGGGAUGCAUUGUAUGAUUUGAUUGUUAUUUGUAAUAAAUGCAUCA
Magnolia sinica is the source of this 975-nucleotide messenger RNA. Its product is annotated as nuclear-pore anchor-like. The record is from RefSeq and is a predicted model, not a curated record. Gene Ontology annotation, cellular component: nuclear pore. Gene Ontology annotation, biological process: mRNA export from nucleus. The coding region runs from base 172 to 756 and encodes 194 amino acids. Gene Ontology annotation, molecular function: structural constituent of nuclear pore. The transcript is spliced from 5 exons. Lineage: Eukaryota; Viridiplantae; Streptophyta; Magnoliopsida; Magnoliales; Magnoliaceae.